CUGGAACUGUCGUUCGUGACAAGCGAAUUCAACGAACAGUCUGUAGAAGCCUCAGCUAGGGCUCUGUCCUGUACAGUUCAGUGUUGCAUUCUUCCACAAUCGUGAAAAAUCGUACCAUUAUACUGUAAAUCCUUGUGUCCUUUUACAUUAAAUGCUUGUUUCAACACAAAUAAAGUAAAAAUAAAACGUGGCUUUAUCAUAUGGAUUGAAAGGAAGGAAGGAAGAGGUCAAGAUCAUAUAGGACAAUGUAUUGUGAAUUAUGGAAAAUAACAGCCGGCUAAAUGGUGCCGGUCGGAUCUUGAUCUUCAUAUUAGUGUCGUUUCCUGUUUUCGGAACGAGUCAUACGCGUCACGGUGACGGUACUAUUUUACGCGCUUCUGUAGGAUGUUCUCAACCGAAUUCGACAUUCUUAAUAUGUCGCAACAGGCAGUUGAGAGGUCUUCAAACGAUUUUGAACGUGGCCCGUGUCAGUUUCGAAAAUGUCACCGGCGAACAUCUAGACGCAAAAAACAUAGAACACCUCCGAUGGACUAACAGCGGAAUCGUCGAUAUCAAAAAAGCAAUCGUCAAUCCACAGUCGCUAAUCACUCUAGACCUAACCAGCAACAAUGUAACCAAACUACAAGACUACUAUUUCCAGCAGUAUACUAACUUAAAAGAAAUGAAUUUGUCGUAUAACGCAAUCGACGAUCUUCCCAGAUACGUUUUCGUCAAUCAGUCUUUGAGAAUCCUAGCACUGGCACACAACUCGUUACAAGCAAUACCUUUCCAAGUAUUCGCCCCCAUGCAACGACUCCAAAUUCUGGACAUCUCGUACAACCACAUCGUGGCCAUCCUAGACCACUUCUUCAAAUUCAACAAACACAUCGAAUUGUUAGCGCUAAACAACAACAAAAUCGCCAAAUUGACGUCGAACGCUUUGGCUGAUCUAUCCGAUCUCAGAACCUUGGACCUAUCCCACAAUUCGAUUAAAUCCAUCUCGAAAGGACUCUUCGAUUCACUUAAAAACCUAAAGUACUUAAAUCUCGCCAACAACCCUCUUACGAACGUCCCGAGUGGUACUUUCCGCGGCUUGACGAACCUCCGCGAAUUAAACCUGAGCGGCAACAAACUCAUGCAUUUCACCUUCGGACUGCUACACUUCAGUCCUGAACUAACAUCUCUCACACUUGACGACACCCACAUUGAAGAGCUCCACAACAGCGAACUCCUCGGCAUCGCAAAACUUGAAACCCUCCGCAUCCGAAACAACAAACAAUUGCGGGAAAUUGAAAACUACGUCUUCGCGGACACUCCUCGCCUCAAGGAGCUCGACAUCAGCGGGAACGCUCUCACUUUCUUGCCCAUAUCUCUUGCCAACCUAACCACGCUGAAACGCCUCAACAUUUCGGACAACCCGUGGGCUUGCGACUGUCGAAUGUAUUGGUUUGCGCCGUGGGCCGAGGAGAAGCGACACCACGACCUGAUCUUAUCCGAUUUGAGCUGCGGACCGUACGCCUACCCCAACGACAUGCUUCCGACUUUAAACCAUCUCAACUGCACCGGCCCGCGUCUCAAUUACAAAACGCCAACCAAGCAGUAUCGACUCAAAUCGGACGCUUUGCUGGAGUGUCGUUACACCGCCAACCCGCCGCCUUCCAUCACCUGGGUCACGCCCAGCAGGGAGGUGUUCCACUGGAACCCGGAUCCCGCCAUUCCCGACAUCUUCGAGAAGCACGCCCACGCUCACGACGCGCUCAUGAUCCCGAUUCGGGUGAUUCCUCCUCGGAUUCAAGUGCUGGACAACGGGACGCUUCUGAUCAAAAACGUGACGCGGAAGGACUGCGGCCGGUACACGUGUUACGCGAGCAAUCCCAUUGCUAACUUAACGGAAAACGUGCUCCUUCAUAUAGAUCCCACCGACUGGAAUAACGUCCGGAUUAUGAGUCUUAUCGUGGGAUUGCAAUGUGCGACGGCUUUCCUCGCUCUCACACUCUUCAUCCAACUUAUACGCUACUUGAUUAGAAGGUUUGGUAUUUUCAACAAUUUUUGCAGCUUUUGCAAGCGCGAUCGCGUGUCACCUCGGGCACGCCAAAUCUACGCCAUGCUCGACAACAUCGAGCAAUACAAGUCCCAACAACUGGAGCGACUUCGGGACAAUUACACUCAGCAGGUCAACAGGAUCAAAGAGAACUGCGCCCAGCAGAUGGAAUGGAUUCAAAAUAGUUAUCAGACUCAGACUAAACAUUUGAAAGAUUUUCGCGACAUCGGCUCCCAGCACUUGUCGACUCUCCGAGGCCAGUAUUGCGACCAGGUUAAAAAAGUCAGAGACUACUCGACCACGCAACUCAACUGGGUUAGAGAAAACUAUGUUUUCCAGAGGAACAAGAUUCGGAAAUUCAGUGCACAUAAGGUACUUCAGUUGAGGGAAACCUACAAGUACCAACAGCAAACCCUGAACAAAGUCUUGGAGAAUCUUCCGAGUUUGUAUUUCGAGAAUUGUCGCGCUGGUACUUGCGGAAGGGCGGAAUCUCUCGUCUUCGACCCGAACGACGUUGAAAGCAUCGACGUGUAUUUGAAAGCCAAGAUUGAAAAACUCGCCAAUUUGGAGGAGGUGACCAACACGGAUAUUACGCAAAGCCGCCAAUCGCUAUAUUACACGCCUACGGAACGAUCCUUAGGCUCGAGGAUACUUUCGCCGGGAGAUCCGCCGAUUGAAGUCUUCAUCAACCAUAUAACAAGCAGACCCAUGGGAUUACCACCGUUCGUCGAUGGACCAUCGACUUCACACGAAACUAUUACGUCCAAUGGCACUAAUAGGAGUAGUCUCAAGACGUCGCAUAGUACCGAAGAACUGUUGGCGAAGAACAGUUCUUGUGAUAUACAGUUGAGCACGAGUCUACCAGAAUUGUCGGUCGGGGACGUCGUUGAAGAUGCAAGCAAACGGCAUGAAACGGCUUUAUAGACUCGCCGCCUAGUUUAAUCAACUGCUGUGAUAAAGUGAGUACGCUAUCACAGUGUAGAGUCCGCUCCAUUAGUGCCAAUCUAUAGGAAGCUGUCAUUUUUGUUUUUUGUUUGUCGUGGCCAAAACAAUGAACGAAUUUUUUUUUCUUUGUACAAUUGUUUAAAUGGGAAUAUACUAGACUCAGUAUACCGAAGAACUAGCUAGUCAAGAAUAAAAAAAAAGACUGACGAUUCUUCAAGGAAAAAGUCGCGCCGCGCUCUUGUUUCUGGGAAAUGAUUUGCCGCUUCACGAAUAACCUUUCUUUUUUCAAUUGAUAAGUUUAGGGAAUAUUUUAACGAAGGUAAAAUUAGGUUUUACUAUAGCGCCAUGUACAUUUUUAAUUUUUUAGCUGUGAAUCUGUAAUUAAGAAUCAUCUCAUUAUGUAAUGUUUUGAUAGUGUAACUAUAGAAAGUUACUAUUUAUAUACCUAGAUUAACGACAUUCGGUGUUUUGAGUCCUAGACAUUGUUUAUCCACAUCUACUGCUGAUGAUUUCUACACUGGUAUAGGGAACGUUUUUUUAUAAGCGGGUACCAACUAAGAUACAACUAUUUUUAUUAUCGAAAUGUUAUUGUGAUUUCAUUAAGUGUUAAAAUUAGCAUGUAUUUGCUAUCUAUUAAUAAAAUAUUCUAAGAACUGUA
Tribolium castaneum (red flour beetle) is the source of this 3623-nucleotide messenger RNA. RefSeq lists its product as uncharacterized. The transcript has 5 exons. The record is from RefSeq and is a predicted model, not a curated record. The coding region runs from base 260 to 2944 and encodes 894 amino acids. Lineage: Eukaryota; Metazoa; Arthropoda; Insecta; Coleoptera; Tenebrionidae. Gene Ontology annotation, molecular function: protein binding.